AUGAGCUGCCAGCUGUCGGUGAUCGCGGUUGUUCUGAUGAUGUACUUCGCCGGUGCCAUCGAAGAGACGGGUAACCCGUGCUUGAAUCGGAUCAACUGGUGUUCGCGAUGGGCAGUCGAUGGUUGGUGUCAGAGGAACCCGAGGUAUAUGCUGGUGCACUGUAAGCUUGCAUGCGGCGAAUGCACGGAGCUUGUUACGCGAACCACUUCAACAGAGACCGCAACAACUGAAGAGGUUUUCCAGAGCACUGCUGCGACAUCGACAACAACCACUGGGACAACGGAGGUCGCAGUCACCACGACCGCUAUGGCGACUACUCCAGAUUCAACUGCAUCAACAUCUACGGUCGAGGUUUUGGAAACCUCCGCUCCGGAGCCGGAGACAACUUCAGAGCAACUGUACACGACACAGCCAGCCGCGACAGAACCACCCACGACCUCUAAGCUGCAGCCACAAUGUGGAGAAUAUGUGGUGGAGGAGGAGCGAGACCUGGCCGGCAAGAUGUUACUCAAGUUUGCAGCGGCCAGUGCAGACGUCUGCUGCAGUGCUUGUGACGAGACGGCUGGGUGUGCGGGAUUUGCUUUCUUCAAGCAGAUGUGCUUCUUGAAGUCGAACCUCGAGGGCAGCUACUUCAAAGCGGGUUGCCAAGCCCGUGUCCGGAAAGUCCACGGCACUUGCAGUGGCUUCGAUGCUCCCCUGCAGGGCCUGGACUUAAGUGGAACUCUCAUCAAAGCCAUGUAUGCACCAGACUCUUCGGUCUGCUGCACAGCAUGCCAAUCCCAACACGGAUGUGAAGGCUUCUCCUACUUUCAGUCCUUCUGCUAUCUGAAGAGCAAUGUCCAUGGCACAUACCCCAAGACCGGAUGCUCUGUGAGGUUGCACUCCUCCCGACGGUUGAGUGCACAGGGCGAUCUCUUGGUCUGA
Symbiodinium necroappetens is the source of this 924-nucleotide messenger RNA. The record is from the annotation of a GenBank genome assembly. Lineage: Eukaryota; Dinophyceae; Suessiales; Symbiodiniaceae.